Messenger RNA from Puccinia graminis f. sp. tritici CRL 75-36-700-3, 561 nucleotides. RefSeq lists its product as uncharacterized. The record is from RefSeq and is a predicted model, not a curated record. NCBI's taxonomy places the organism in Eukaryota, Fungi, Basidiomycota, Pucciniomycetes, Pucciniales, Pucciniaceae. The transcript has a single exon. The coding region runs from base 1 to 561 and encodes 186 amino acids.
AUGGAAUGUGGCGGUCUCCAAUACAGCCUCUCGAUGACGACCAAGCCGGUUAUGAUUACCACCGAGCCGGAUUCACCUGGUCGCGGCAAGCUGUUGGUGCUUAGCGUGGACGGAGGCGAGACGGGGAAGACGGCUGAUGAGGGGAGAUAUGCAAAACUGCGCAAGUCGACGAGCCAGUCGAAGUUGAUGGUUGUCGCCUUUUCGCUCGGCGAGCGGUGCCGACGGGUACUGACCAAGCGGAAGUCAUCGCCCCAGCUGGAGAUCGACGACCCGGUCCCGGUCCAAGUCGAGAUGGUCGACCAGGCGGCCCGCCUGGCGGAUCCGGUCGUCUCCCAACUCAGCCGCUCUCCUUCGCCCUACCUCUCGCCGAGACCCUCGUCGAUCAGCUCCGCUCGCGUCUCCUACGAGUCUUCCUUCAUCACCCUCAGUUACACCGAGUCCGUCAGGAGUAGCCUCAGCUCCGACCUUAGCUUUUGGUGCCGUGGACUCGACCCCGCUUGGGAUUGCGACUUCGCAACCGAUAACGACCGCCAAGAAAAGCUCGUCUCUACCGGUUCAUGA